This is a messenger RNA of Cebus imitator (Panamanian white-faced capuchin), 1341 nucleotides long. It is a transcript of the gene SPMAP2, whose product is annotated as theg spermatid protein. Bases 1 to 1341 code for a protein of 446 amino acids. The transcript is spliced from 10 exons. The record is from RefSeq and is a predicted model, not a curated record. Lineage: Eukaryota; Metazoa; Chordata; Mammalia; Primates; Cebidae. Gene Ontology annotation, biological process: spermatogenesis.
AUGGGGGAGCCCAGGCAAGGGCGGGGUUCACUCGGUAGCCAGCACUCCGAGGCGGGGGGCGGGUUGGAGAAGGAGCCGGACGGCGACCCCCGCGGCCUCCAGAGCUCUGUGUACGGGAGCCGGCGGGUCACAGACCCCAGACUCCAGGACCUGGGCCAUGCAGAGCUGGGCCCUGAAGACCCAGAAGAGGAGCUUCCCCCCGAGGAGGGGGCCGGGGAGGAGCUCCCGGAGACCCUGGAACCCAAAGACGCCCUUUCUGAAUUGGAGAGAGUUCUGGACCACGACGCAGAGGAGGACAUUCCUGAGAUGAGCCGGCUGUCCAUCAGCCAGAAGAUCCCUGGCACCGCCGUGGCCCGAGCGAAGAAGAAGAGGCGGCGGUGGAGGCCCAGUGAGCUGGCAGAGCCCAAGAGAAACUGGCAAGUCCUGAAGGACAGGAAGGGCUGCCGUUGUGGGGGCUAUGCCUGGAUUUCCCCAUGCCAGACCAGCCUGCAGUUCUGUCUCUACUGGCCGUCUGUGUACUGGACGGAGCGCUUCCUGGAGGACACCACCCUCACCAUCACGGUGCCUGAGGUGUCCCGGCGAAUGGAGGAGCUGUCUCGGCCCCGGAGAUUCUACCUGGAAUAUUAUAACAGCAACAGAGGUGGGGAGGGUCCAGGUCUAGCCCUGGACAGCCUGCGUUCGGAUGGGGCUGGCCCUCUUCCUGUCCCCGGGCUGCUGGGCCCCCGGCAGCCGCAUUCCCGGCUGUGGAAGGCCGGCGUGGAGGCCGCCCGUGAACGGGGCUCGCAGUGCCGGUGCUGCACGUGCUCAGACGCUGUUACCACCGUCGUGACUGUGUCCCGGGUAUCCAGGGCAGCCCAAAUGGCAGUCCCCAGCUCCCGGAUCCUCCAGCUGUCAAAGCCGAGGGCCCCGGCCACCCUGCUGGAAGAGUGGGACCCCAUGCCGAAGCCCAAGCCACGCGUGUCAGACUAUAACCGCCUCCUUCACCUGGCCAUGCCCAAAGCUCAGUCGGACAAGUGCGUUCCUGACCGAGAUCCUCGCUGGGCGGUGCUGGAUGUCACCAAGAGGGUGGUGGCCAGCCCCCGGAUCAUCUCCCUGGCCAGGCCCAAGGUGCGCAAGGGCUUCAAUGAGGGCUACGACCGGCGUCCCCUCGCCUCUAUGAGCUCGCCACCCCCAAAAGCAUCACCAGAAAAGUGUGAGCCCCCCCAGGCCCAGCCUCUAAGACAUCGGCUCCCAGUAAACACCCUCAGGCAUCCUAACCCUGUGUACGUGUUUGUUCUGAGCCUUUUGGCCUGGAGAAGGGAGGCCUGCUGUCACCAGCACCUGACCCUGCUGGCCCCAUAG